This is a messenger RNA of Mesorhabditis belari, 801 nucleotides long. The record is from the annotation of a GenBank genome assembly. Lineage: Eukaryota; Metazoa; Nematoda; Chromadorea; Rhabditida; Rhabditidae.
AUGAUUAAUUUUCAUUUCCUGCCUUCUCACCUCUUCAACUCUGGCGAUCACGGCGGAAAGAUGCGUUUUGCGGUGGUGCUUGCUGCUGUAAUUUUUGGUUAUGUUUCAUCCCUGGAAUCCGAGCAAUUGCCUACUGCUAAUGUGUUAAAGUUGUCGCGGCCUAGUCGUCACAAAGUUGUGGCUCAGCCCGACGAGGAAAUUCAAGAGGAAGAGGCCGAGGGAACUCUCGUAACUUUUCCCCCUCUCAGAACAACACCAACACGAGCGACGACGACAGAACCAGAAGAAGAAGAACCCGAGGGAACUCUCGUAACUUUUCCCCCUCUCAGAACAAGACCAACACCAGCGACAACGACCGAACCGGAAGAAAAAGAACCCGAGGGAACUCUCGUAACUUUUCCCCCUCUCAGAACAACACCAACACCAGCGACGACGACAGAACCGGAAGAAGAAGAACCCGAGGGAACUCUCGUAACUUUUCCCCCUCUCAGAACAAGACCAACACCAGCGACGACGACCGAACCGGAAGAAAAAGAACCCGAGGGAACUCUCGUAACUUUUCCCCCUCUCAGAACAACAUCAACGACGAAGACAUUUACUUCUACAACCAUGAAGACGUGGAUUACUACAACUACAGAGAUCGCGACUGCCGCUACAAAAAGGAUAACAACUGUUUCAUCAACAUCGACACAAAGUUCAAAGCUAACCAUCACGACAAGGACGACUCAGAGUCCAAAUGGAACUACUGUUACAACUUCUGGACCUUCAAUGUUCACUACAACGGUUGCAUUGCCAAGAUAU